This is a messenger RNA of Caenorhabditis bovis, 321 nucleotides long. The record is from the annotation of a GenBank genome assembly. NCBI's taxonomy places the organism in Eukaryota, Metazoa, Nematoda, Chromadorea, Rhabditida, Rhabditidae.
AUGGAUCGCAUCCUCAUUGACGAUGAGCUCAGGGAUGAGAUUCGAUCAAUUACUCAGUUCGCCUUUGACGCAUUCUUGUUCUUCGAGCACAUGGUUUCACCUUAUGAAGUAGAAAAUGAGCCAUCGCCAUAUCUGGUGGCAAUCCGCAGUUUGACAUUAAGUUUUCUCGUGAUGAUCUAUAACCGAACAUUUUCUGGAUAUAUCGAGCCAGUAAUGAAUUCAGAAAGACUUGAAGAAAUUCGUCAUUCCUACGAGCUAUAUCGCGAACAAAUCAGCUAUUUUGCGGAUUUGGCUCUGUGGGAGAUUCCACUCGAUUUCUAA